AUGGACCCAUGCCUCAAGGAUGAGUAUAGACGGCAGUUGACAGGAGCUUGUGACCAAGUGCCCUGCUAUAAGGUGUUCUGCCGACGUGGGUUAGAAAACGAGGCUGCCGAGGCGUUAUCUGAAGUGCUUUCGAGAUAUGGAGAUGUGUUUUUGUGUAAAAACAUAUACAAAACUAUAGAGAAAGCCUCUUAUGUAAACUUUAGUAGAAGUGGAAAUGUAUUCUUGGAUUUCUUCUUUUGCCUGAGCAGAGUAGGGUCUAGAAGAGACAUGUCCAUCGAAGAAAGUAGAGUCGAGUCUGAUGGAAGUGAGACUUCAAUGCUUUGCAUUAAGAAUGAAGACGGCAUGAAACUAGAGGGAGCAAUGCAGUCUGUUGAAUGGACCAAGAGAAGAUUUAGAAAGAGAAGCGUUCCUUCCUUAAAAAACAAGAGCGGAAACAGAUUUGGAUGCCUAAAGAUUAAUGAGAUGAAGGAUGAGUUUGAUGGAGCAUCUAAGCUUGACCAUUCUAUUUGCACCUUGAUAUCUGGAAAAGAGAAAAUUACUGUAGAGAAUAGGUACGUUCUUGUUGGGGUUCUUGAGCUACUACUCAAGAAAUACGAGAACUCAUUACAUCUUACUCUUGGAAUGAUUAUUAUUAGAAUUUACUGCUCAAUAAGUAAAUACGACGAUGUUGAGGAAGCAUACUACCCGAUUUUGUACAAGAUAUUCCGCAAUAUCCGGAGUCUGUACAGUGAGAUGCUUAAGAAAGCUUCACUUAGUGAGGGGAUUACAUGCAGGGGAGAAAAGAUAGGCUCUAGAGAGGAUCAACCUAUUUGUAUAUACCUCCCUAGGUUUACAAAACUUGAUCUCUCAAUGCUUGUAGAUAAUAUAGCUGGUAUCCUUAACUCUGAGGAGGUUAUCGAUAACAGAGAGAGCAAGAGGGUUGAUAGUCUAUUAGGCAUAUUACAUUUGUUGUAUCUUAUAAACGAGGAGUGUGGGCUACUUAGCUAUAAAAGAUUCUAUCUAACAGCUUUUUGCUCCCGUAUGAACUUUCGUGAGGAAUUUAAACACUUCAGAGCAAAGUCGAAGACACCUCUCAACUUCCCAUUCAUCCUUCCGGUGCAUAUCAAAGCAGAGCUCAUCAAGUAUGAAAACAACGACAGAAUGAAAACUUCCUUACAAGAUUCAUUUUUUAAGUCUUUGUUUGAGGGCCAUGUGGAUCCAUAUCUGUUCAUUACCGUCAAUAGAGAAACGGUGUAUAGAGACAGCAUCGAGAUAUUCAAAAAGAUGAAUGUAUCGAAUGCAAGAAAACAACUUAGAACCACAUUCAAAAACGAGGAAGGAGUAGAUUCUGGAGGAAUAAGAAAAGAAUACUUCCAACUGUUAAGCCAAGAGAUAAAGGAGGAUGGAAGAUUAUUUGAGCAUACCGAGAACAGAAUCUGGAUUAGGCCCCACGAAGGGGAUGAAGAGGAAUACGAGGCCAUCGGGAGAAUAAUUGCAAUAGCGCUUUACAAUAAUGUUGUUCUCAACAUUCCAUUUCCAAGUUUGUUUUUCAAGAAGCUUCUUGGCAGGAGGCCAUCUCUCGAUGAUUUGAGGGAGAUAUCCAGCGGGAUAGCCACAUCGUUGAGGAAUCUGAGAAAGCUUUCAAAAGACGAGAUCAAUGAACUGGAUCUAAGGUUUGUUGCUGAGCACAAUGUUGACGGGACCACAAAAACAUACCCUCUUGUGAAGAACGGGAAGAACAUAAGGCUAACAUCAGAAAACAUGAGGCUAUUUAUUGAGAAGUACAUUGAAUUUCAUACAGAUACCCUUAUAAAGCCUCAGUUUGAGGCUAUUCGAAAAGGCUUCUAUUCGAUAAUAGACAAGGACAAGAUGAUGUAUCUAGAUCCAAAGGAACUAGAGAAGAUAAUGAUGGGAUCGAAUACAUUUGACAUUAAAGCAAUAAGGUCCUCCACUACAUAUUCUGGGUUCAAAGAAGAUUCUCCUAUUAUUAUCUACUUCUGGGAGAUAUUCGAGGGAUUCAACAGGAAGAAAAGAAAGAAACUUCUUCAGUUCAUUACAGGAAAUGACAGAAUACCUGUCUCAGGCCCUGCAUCACUAAAGCUUGUCAUAAUGAGAAAUGGGUGCGAUACCGAUAGACUCCCCUCUUCACAGACAUGCUUCAACACACUUCUACUUCCCGAAUAUUCAUCCAAGAACAAGUUAGAGAAAAAGCUUGAAACCGCUCUGGAAUUAACAGCAGGUUUCUUUCUGCUUUGA
This is a messenger RNA of Encephalitozoon romaleae SJ-2008, 2235 nucleotides long. RefSeq names its product ubiquitin protein ligase E3A. Gene Ontology annotation, molecular function: ubiquitin protein ligase activity. The record is from RefSeq and is a predicted model, not a curated record. Lineage: Eukaryota; Fungi; Microsporidia; Unikaryonidae. Gene Ontology annotation, biological process: protein polyubiquitination. The transcript has a single exon. Bases 1 to 2235 code for a protein of 744 amino acids.